Drosophila takahashii is the source of this 2868-nucleotide messenger RNA. It is a transcript of the gene IleRS-m, whose product is annotated as Isoleucyl-tRNA synthetase, mitochondrial. Gene Ontology annotation, biological process: isoleucyl-tRNA aminoacylation; mitochondrial translation. Lineage: Eukaryota; Metazoa; Arthropoda; Insecta; Diptera; Drosophilidae. The record is from RefSeq and is a predicted model, not a curated record. Gene Ontology annotation, cellular component: mitochondrion. Gene Ontology annotation, molecular function: isoleucine-tRNA ligase activity; aminoacyl-tRNA deacylase activity; ATP binding.
UGUUACGUUUUACCUUAUUCUUCUUCAAAAUGCUAAGGUUUUUAAAUUUUCGCCUUGGAACUCGCUUAUAUUCAGUGAAAGCGGCUAAAAAAGAUGCAAAAAAAUAUACAGACACCAUCAACCUGCCGAAGACCAAGUUUCCCAACCGUCUGACUUCAGCGAAACGUGAGGAACAGGAACGACUGAUUUUGGAGAAGAAGAUUGCCCCUUCCUAUGAGUACCAGGAACAGCAGCUGGCGGGGAAGGGUCAACCCACCUUUGUCCUCCACGACGGACCGCCUUAUGCAAAUGGACAACUCCACAUGGGCCAUGCCGUCAACAAGAUCCUGAAGGAUAUCACCCUGCGCCAACGGGUGGCUCAUGGCCAGCAGGUCAACUACAUUCCCGGCUGGGAUUGUCAUGGCCUGCCCAUCGAACUGAAGGCCACUAGCAGCGCUCCUAAUCAAAAUGCCCUGGAAAUUCGGCAGAAAUCUCGCUCGUUCGCCUUGGAGGCCAUUAAAUCGCAGAAGGAGGAGUUCAGCAACUGGGGCAUCUUGGCCAACUGGCAGAAGGAUAACAUCUACAUGACUUUCCAGCCAGAGUUCAUCGCCAAUCAGCUGCAAAUGUUCCACAAUCUAUAUGAGAAAGGACUGGUCUAUCGUGACUUGAAGCCAGUUUACUGGUCACCUUCAUCCAGGACAGCUUUGGCCGAAGCGGAACUGGAAUAUGAUCCCAAUCACACAAGUCCCUCGGUUUAUGUGAGAUUUGCCCUCAAUGGAGAUGAGCUCUUUGAUGCGCAGGAUAAGCGAAUAUAUGCCCUCGUUUGGACUACGACUCCCUGGACAUUGCCUAGUAAUCAGGCCAUCUGCUACAACGCCUCCUUGAAGUAUGUUCUAGUCAGGCUAUCCGAUCAUCCCGCGGAUGAGCUGUAUCUCAUGGCCUCUGCUCUUUUGGCCGACUUUGAGGCAAAGACCCAGCUGAAAUGUGAAGUAGUGCAGGAUGUGGAUAGCGACUCAUUAAGCAGGCUUAGCUACAAACAUCCCAUCGACCAGGAGCAGUCGCAGCUGCCCUUCUUCGACGCCAGCCACGUGCAGGAUAGCAAGGGCACGGGAUUGGUGCACACAGCUCCUGCCCAUGGACCAGAGGAUUUCCUGGUCAGCCUGUCCAGAAAAAUACCCGUGAAAUGUUUGGUGAAUGAAGAGGGCAUUUACACAAGGGAAGCUCCUCCUUUUUUACGCGGAAAAUCCGUGCUGGAACAAGGCAAUCCUCUAGUUCUUGAGCAUAUAACAAACGAUGUAGUGAGCUCGACCACAAUGGAACAUUCCUAUCCCAUUGACUGGCGCACCAAGCAGCCUGUGAUAAUUCGCGCCAGCGAGCAGUGGUUCAUCAACACGGAGAAGCUGAAGUCGACGGCUGCCGAGGCCUUGGAGCAGGUGGAAAUCUACCCGCGAACCAAUGCGGAGGCCAGCAAGAAAGCUCUGCUUACGCAGCUCCAAAAGAGACCGUAUUGGUGCAUCUCCCGUCAGCGGGCAUGGGGAGUUCCCAUUCCUGUGCUUUAUUCUCGGGAGACUGGAAAGGUGGUACUCUCAACCGCCCUCAUCGAACACCUCUGCCAACUAUUACGCCAAGAGGGCUCCAUCGACUUCUGGUGGGCCAAGUCGUUGGAGGAGCUUGUGCCCGCCUCUAUACUCAGUGAACUUGGUUACGCAGCCAAAGAUCUCGUCAAGGGAAGCGAUAUAUUGGACAUCUGGUUCGAUUCUGGCAGCACAUGGUCCGCAGUGCUGAAAGGGGAUAAGAUAGCCGAUCUUUAUCUGGAGGGAUAUGACCAGUUCACCGGCUGGUUUCAAUCUUCCCUGCUGAUGAGCAUCGCUGCACGAGGAGUGGCUCCUUAUAAAUCGCUCUUUGUACACGGAUUUACGGUGGACGAGAAGGGCUACAAGAUGUCCAAGUCGCUGGGAAAUGUAAUUUCCCCAAAGGAGAUUACCAAAAAGUAUGGCACAGAUACCCUGCGUUGGUGGGUGGCCUCCCAUGGAACCCAACACAUGUCCAUCACGGUCAGCGACAAAUUGCUGCAGCAGGCGGCUGAGAAUCUGAGCAAGGUUCGUGGUACUUUAAGGUAUCUAAAGGGAGUGAUUGGCGAGAGGCAAGCGAACAAAGAGCUCCUAACAACUCCGGAAAAGAGCUACCUUAAUCGCUAUUUGCGGAGCCAGUUGGUGGAGUUUGAAGCCGAGGUAGAGAAGCUUUACAAAGCUUAUGAGUACAAUCGCGUGGUGGCCUGCGUGCAAAACUUCCUCGCCAAUCAAGUGUCCGCCAUCUACGUGCAUCUCAUCAAGGAUCGCCUCUAUUGCGGCGACGAUCAGGAGCUGCUCGCCAUUCGCCAGACUCUCACUCAUUGCUACCGGCAGCUCUGCAAAAGCCUAUGGCCCAUUGUUCCCUUUCUGGUGGAGGAAAGCUGGAGCUACUACGAUGCCAACGGCAGAGCAUUCCAUGAGCAGAGUGUUCAAAGUAAAGCUGAAUGGAGUGACGCAAAAGCCACUGCGGUGGUAAAUGCAGCGCUCGAUGUAAAGCGACUCAUUAACCAGCAGGCUGGCGAGGUAAACACCUGGCAUUUGGAUGUGAUUAUCAAGGGAAGUAAGCUGGAUCUGCUGCAGAAAAUUCACAGCACUUCGGGAGAAACUGUAAGAAAUUCUGAACUAUGUGAGAUUCUGCAAGUGGGUUCUGUUACUCUGCUACCCUCCGAUAAUCACGACUUGGAGUUAAGCCUAACUACUCUCCCGACAUCGCUGUGUCCACGUUGUCGUCGUUACAGUCUAGAGGAGAAUGCAGAGCAGGAGACCUGUCAACGUUGCUCUGCGGUAUUGAAUGUAAAGAUCUAAGAUCAAAGCGUUG